GGUAAUUGUUGUUUUAGUGCAUCGGGCUUUAGAAUCGUUAGCCAUAUUUCGUGUCUUUGUUUGUCCUAGGUUUUUCUUUUGCUUCAGCGGUAUUACGUUGUCAGCUGCAUUUUUGCGUCCUAAACAAUCGAUUUUCUUAAAGUCCUUCCUUCGGAUUAUUUGGGACCAAAAUCUGUUAUAGAAACCUCCCAGUCUCGAACAUGCCACCGAAGAAGCCCCCGAAGUCGAAAACCUCGUCCUCGGUCACUCGAGGGCGCAGCAAGUCAGUUGGUCGAUCCAACAGCAAAGGCCGUGACCGAACCCCUUCAAGAUCUCGUUCUCGAUCCAAGACGACGACCACUGUGCGCAGCCGAACUCCGGCUUCCGAAUCUAAACUUCAACGCCGUCAAUCUUCGAGUUCAUCCGAAUCCGAGUCUUCCUCACCCAGCGUAAAGGGGCGUCGCAGUGCAUUUGUUAAACAUUCUAAACCCGCUCCCGAUGCUUCCGGUGACAGGCGCACUCGAACCACCACUGUGUUGCGUGAAACAAACCCUAGUCGAUUUUCUCAGCGAAUCAUUCAAAAGAUUGAGACAACUAAGGUGCACUCAACUAUCAGUGAAAGCUUCUCGGAUGAGAUGAAUCAACACGCUCCACGCGAAUCCUUCUGCGAGUGGCUCGCUUCCCUACUACGUAAAUUGUGCCCACCUUCUGUCGCUGCAUUCCUGGGCAUAAUUAUUUUGUUACCUUCUAUCUAUUGGCUGAAUCUCCUAAUCAUCGCUCCCGUCUCUGGAGCGACCACCGAUUUCAGGCUGCUUCGAAGCCCGUCUCGCCCUCUCGCCGGUGUUCUCUGGCCUACGAAUCCCUUAGUCUAUUUGGAUUAUCGCUGUCACGCAUUUGUCCUCAUUUACCUACUUCUCCACUUCCUAAUCGCCCGCUUUAUACCGUUUGGCUAUCGUGCUGGUUCUCAAUCUGUUCCCAGAAGUUCCGCUCCUCAUCGAUUUAAUGACUUGUUCACCCUGGUGUUCUUCAUCGGACUAUUCUCUAUGGCUGAAUUUUGCGAAUGGUCCUUCCUGUCGACUUUACGACCUACUUUUCUACUUAGCAAAUACUAUAUGAGCUUACUGGCGGCCGCGGGGAACAUCGCCAUAGUUUUGUCAGUGCUCGCAUACAUGACAUCUGGACGCACUUCCCGCUCCCCGGCUUCGAUAAAGGGCAAAAUUGGGGGGUUCUUGGUUGAUUUUUGGAGUGGUCGUUCCGUGCGGCCCCGCUGGUUCGGUCUCGAUUGGAAAAUGGUCUUGUUUCGACCCGCGAGCGUCGGUUUGGUAUUGUUGGAAUCAGCCUAUAUACUCUCACAAUGGGAACGCUUCGGACGCGUUAGUCCCGCCUUGGUCACCCUCGCUGUCAUGCACUUUAUUUGGGUGCUCGACUUUUUCGCCUUCGAAGACACCUGGUGUCACACUUUUGAGGUCCGUUAUGAAAGUAUGGGCUAUUUGAAGAUCUCUGAAGCUCUCCUGUUACCCUUCCUCUACUCUAUCGCGGCCUCCUAUUUGUCUUCAAGACCGGAUGUGGGUCGUCUGACUGCGGCUGAUGGUUCACUCAACAUACAUCAAACCAUCACGCUAGCGUUCUCGAUUGUCCUCUUCUUCGUCGGGUACUGGAUCUAUCGUUCAUCGAAUAGUCAAAAAGAUUUGUUCCGUCGCCAUCCCGGACAUCCGUCGUUUGCCGGGGUGCGCACAAUUUCUGGGCCGCACACACAGCGCCUUCUCGCCGGUGGCUGGUGGGGCGUUGUUCGGCAUCCGAAUUACCUGGGUGACCUCCUGAUGGCUUAUGCGCAGCCACUGCUCGCAGGUUUCUCAUCUCCGAUCCCUUGGUUCUAUCCUCUGUUCCUCACUUGUAUUCUACUGAAUCGCAUCCGACGUAUAGAACGCUUAACCUCCGAGAAGUACGGAAUCAGUAUGAAUGUCUACAAGAAGUUUGUUCCAUGUAAACUUGUCCCAAGAAUCUAUUGAUGUUCUCCAUGUGGCUGGCCAUCGUGCUUGUAUACUAACCUUGUUAGCAUUCCUUUUUCAUUUUAUCAAGGCAUCUUACCCUUGUGCCGAUUACGUUUUCUGAUCUUACCUUAGGAAACUACCACUUCUAGCAGAACAUUCAUUUCCUUCUCCCCAUCCUUUUUUGUUCCCUUGCCGCAGUCUUAUUUGCAUUCUUAUCCUUCAUUGUUUUCAAAACCACGAUCACACCACCACGGCUUAUUUGUCAUCUUUUGAAUUAUCUCAAUGUACAGUCUUAUCCGCUUCAGGCGUGUGGCUCAAAUGUUACCGGUAUCAUCGUAGUUUUCUGUGUCCCCCAUACUUAGAUGUCCAUCAUUUUUCGUCUACCAAACUUUUGCAUUUUUGUACUGACAUAUAAUAUUAUACAGUGUACUACAUCAGUCACCUCGUUUGCUUUCUUUUCAACGAACCUUGUUCGUUUUAUUUCGCUUCUUAGCCGUGAAACAAGGUGGG
Messenger RNA from Dicrocoelium dendriticum, 2480 nucleotides. Lineage: Eukaryota; Metazoa; Platyhelminthes; Trematoda; Plagiorchiida; Dicrocoeliidae. The record is from the annotation of a GenBank genome assembly.